UGAAGUGUCAUUGUCAUUCACGAAGAUCUAUGAAAGGCAUCGGCUUGUGUAAAUUUAAUCUUGUCUACGAAAGAAAGCAUUGACUGCAUUGAAAUACUAGAAAACAAGAAAGUGCUUACCUGUUUCAUACUAUAUUGUGCGUGUUAAUAUAAUUUUGAAUAUCAAUAGUAUUUAAAAUGGAUCAGGUGAACCAGUUAAAGGAGAAGGGUAAUGCCGCGUUAGCCUCAGGUAAUUACUAUGAGGCAAUUAAACAAUACACUGAAGCGAUUGCCAUAGAUCCCACAAACCACGUUUUAUUCAGUAAUCGUUCAGCGGCUUACGCUAAAGCUGGUGAUUACGCUGCAGCAUUGGAGGACGCGAACAAAACAGUUUCUCUCAACCCUACAUGGAGUAAGGGGUAUUCCAGAAAGGGCAGUGCCUUGGCCUAUCUUGGCCGCUUUGAUGAGGCUAUUGAAGCUUAUGAUAAGGGUUUGGAACUCGAUCCAGGGAAUCAGCAAUUAGCAGCAGGGUUAGCGGAAGUUAGGAAGCAUGAGGUGGAAUCUAGAGUUAAUUCGCAGAUGUUUAUCGAUAAAUUAAAGGCAAAUGCAGAGACAAGAGAAUGGUUGAAAGAUCCUGAGUAUGUGAAAAUGGUUGAGCAAUUAGCUAAGAAUCCUCUAGACAUCCAAAACUUCGAGAUGAAAAUGAAUGACAAACGAUUCAGAACAACACUCAAUGUGAUGUUAGGCUUCGACUUUGGUAAUGCCAUGGACGUAGACCCUCCGACUCCAGAGAAUAAGUCCACGCCACCCCCACCCCCUAAGGAAGAGCCUCCAAAACCUACAUAUGAAGACUUACCGGAAAACCGUCGACUAGCAUUACAGGAGAAGGACCGUGGAAAUGACUUUUACAAGAAAAAGGACUUCGAAAAUGCUCUCAUACAUUACCGCAAAGCAAUAGAACAUGAUUCCACGGAUAUAACUUUCUACACAAACAUAGCUGCAGUAUAUUUCGAACAAAAAGAGUAUGAGAAAUGUAUCAAGGAGUGUGAAAAAGCAAUUGAAAUCGGUAGAGAAAAUAGAGCUGAUUUUAAAUUAAUAGCUAAGGCAUUUACUAGGAUUGGCAAUGCAUAUAAGAAAAUGGAGCAAUGGAAGCUAGCAAAAACGUACUUUGAGAAGUCUAUGUCAGAGCACCGUACGCCCGAGAUCAAGACACUGCUCAGUGAGGUUGAACGGAAAAUCGUCGAGGAGGAGAAGAAAGCAUACAUUGAUCCCGUUAAGGCUGAACAGGAGAAAGAACUGGGCAAUGAAUAUUUUAAGAAAGGCGACUACAGCACGGCGGUGAAACACUACACGGAAGCGAUCAAACGCAACCCGGACGAGCCGAAGCUGUACUCGAACCGGGCCGCGUGCUACACGAAGCUGGCCGCCUUCGACCUCGGUCUCAAGGACUGCGACCAGUGCUGCAGCCUCGACCCCAAGUUCAUCAAGGGCUGGAUCCGGAAGGGCAAGAUUCUCCAGGGUAUGCAGCAGCAAUCGAAGGCCCUGUCAGCGUACCAGAAGGCGCUGGAGCUGGACCCCAGCAACGCUGAGGCGCUGGAGGGCUACCGCGCCUGCUCCACGCAACUCAACUCCAAUCCUGAAGAGGUGCGCAAGCGCGCCAUGUCGGACCCGGAGGUGCAGCAGAUCCUGCGCGACCCGGCCAUGCGCUGCAUCCUGGAGCAGAUGCAGCUCGACCCGCACGCGCUGCAGGACCAUCUGCGCAACCCCGACAUCGCCGCCAAGAUACAGAAGUUGCUCGAGUACGGCCUCAUCGCCAUCCACUAGGCGCUGUGCCUCCCGUCACUUGAAACGACAUCGCUGCUACACUAUGCCUGGAGACGAUCGAACUGAAGACAGGAGUACCGACACCGUGAAAGAAUAUGAUAGUGAAUGCCGUGAAAUUGAACUAAUAUUCCACUUGCAAAACCGACAUUGCUGUCAAGAUAUGGAAUAUGGACUCAUCACAUAGACCAAGUUAAUGCUGAUUUAGUCUUAAACUCUGAAGAUAUACUGAAACCGAGUUAUUAACUGAGAAACCGAAUAAUCACUGAAAAAAAAACUAACUCGAAGUCAAACACACUAAAAAAAACUUCUGAAACUGAAAACUGGUCUUCUAAACUAUACAAAACUGAAUUAUCCCACUAUGUACCCGGUUUGUGUUUGAAAAUCCUCCAGAAAUACACAAUUUAUGGUCAUAUUACUAGAAUUUUAAACCCCAAAAAGUAUAUGGUGUAACAAUAUGAAGAAAUAUAUUACAGAAUCUUCUGGAAUCCAGCCACGUCACUAUAUACUAGUGUAAUUUAUGAAUUGUUAUAUAAAGUGGUGUUUAGUAUAAUAAUUAUGCUCAGUCUUAUGGUAUUCCACUCGCCCAACCCUUCGUUCAAUAUUAUUGCUAUCCUGCAUACAAUUUGGUACCUAAGAAGAAAUAGCGAUAAUAACAUGAGAUUUAGUGCUGACUAUAAUUUGAGCUUUCCCUAAAGUUGCAUUCCCAUUACGAAUACUCACGUGCAGCAAAAACAAAGAAAAUGCUUGAAACUCUUAUUAUUUCAUACAUUCGUAGCAUUAUGAAGUAUAUAUUAAAUGUUAGUUCUAUUUAUAUUAAGCGCUGAUUUAUUUUAGUCCCCUAGUUUACCCGUGCCUUAGGAAGUAACCAUGAAAUUCAUUGAGAAAACUAAGAAUGUCUCAACUGAAACGCUACUUACGAUUUUUUUAAAAUAUUAUGUGCUAAAUAUAUAAGUCCAGUUUUGUCAAGUCUCCAGUUACAAAUAAAUAAAUAAAUGUGCAUUACAAAAAAAAAAAAAAAUGUUCAUGUGCUUAUUUUAGAUAGUGAGCCUAGUGGAGAAUUAUGUUUUUCAGUAAGGUGUGGGUUUUUGAACCCUCAUUCCAAAGUACAGUGUACUGUAUAGUUUUAAUAGACUUGAGUCUUUUAUUACUGAGACUUUAUUCUGGAGUCUGGCGAGAGAGUCUUUUAUUACUGAGACUUUAUUCUGGAGUCUGGCGAGACUUUUUUUUAAUAAAGGCUCAAAUUUUACCAACACUAAUGCUGUGUUAUGUGCGACAAACUCAUAGCACUUUACCCUACUUGGUUUAAGGUUUAUUUUAAAUUAGCAAACUUAUAUGUAUUACUGCCAUGGAAUUUUACAUUAGUUUUUUGUAAUUUAUUCAAUAAAUAAAUAUUGUAGGCAGUUUUA
Molecule: messenger RNA, 3208 nt
Organism: Plodia interpunctella (Indianmeal moth)
Lineage: Eukaryota; Metazoa; Arthropoda; Insecta; Lepidoptera; Pyralidae
Gene: Stip1
Product: Stress induced phosphoprotein 1
Exons: 7
Coding region: 177-1802 (541 amino acids)
Molecular function (GO): Hsp90 protein binding
Source: RefSeq, a predicted model, not a curated record